Messenger RNA from Fusarium redolens, 2202 nucleotides. RefSeq names its product TRF2-interacting telomeric protein/Rap1 C terminal domain-containing protein. Gene Ontology annotation, cellular component: shelterin complex. Bases 1 to 2202 code for a protein of 733 amino acids. Lineage: Eukaryota; Fungi; Ascomycota; Sordariomycetes; Hypocreales; Nectriaceae. The record is from RefSeq and is a predicted model, not a curated record. Gene Ontology annotation, molecular function: telomeric repeat DNA binding. The transcript has 3 exons. Gene Ontology annotation, biological process: regulation of DNA-templated transcription; telomere maintenance via telomere lengthening.
AUGCCGCCGACAGUCACAUACGAUGGAGUCGGAGGUGCGGAGGGUGGUACCAUAUUCAAGGAUUGGAAGUUUUGGCUGGCACGACGAAUACCGAUGAGAGACCGAUGGAUAGACCUUAUCAAGCAAAAUAGUGGCAAGAUCGUUCCGCUGGAAAAACAAGCUGAUAUGCUCAUUGCGGACCAUAUCAGAAAAGAUUGCCCCGCUGGAUCCUAUUCCUGGAAGUUCAUUGAGGACUCGGUUAAGAAUGGGUAUAUCCAAAUAAAGGACAAGUACCUCAUAGGACGCCAUCCAGACGAGCCAAGACCGGUGGGCAGCCAUCAACCCUCGAAAUCAACACGGACCAAGUUUACUGCUGAGGACGAUGCGAAACUUGCUAGGUGGGCACUAAAACACCCAAACGAACAGAAAGGAAACCAGAUAUGGUAUGAGUACGAAAAAAUUAAUCCCCGGCAUACUGCACAGUCUUGGCGAGAUCACUGGAUCAAAAAGCUGCAGUUACUGGAUAGGAAAAAAUUGGAGAAGAUGGCAGCCUCUGCACCUGCAGAAGCCGCCCCGGUUAAGAGCAUCUCAGAAGAGACUGUGGUAGACCACAACACGGUUGUCAAGGUUCCACAGAAGGCUGCUGUUCAAAGGGCCCCUGAACGACGAGCGAACAACCCAAGAGACCCCGGCCCCAUCCGCACAGCACCGCGACCUCAACCUACGACAGUGCCAUCACAAAGCCCGAGAGAAGCUAACCAACCUCGACCAUCAAUAGAAAAUGACCAAGAAGAAGAAGAAGAAGAAGAAGAAGAAGAAGAAGCUCUUACUCUUCUGAGAAACAACUGGUAUCAAGAUCUUGAUGAGUAUAUCAAAGCCACGGAGAGAGACAUUAAGAGAAGUCUCAACAUCAACGGGAAGAAGAUCGAGUUGUUCGAUCUUAUGCUAGCUGCCCGGGAUGCGCCAGCAUCACAAGACAGUCAAUUGACCGACUGGUACAGGGUCGCAGAAAACCUGGGCUUUGUCGAACCAGAUCAGCAUACGGUCAAUGAGUUGCAUCUCUGCUAUGAAGAGAACCUCAUGGACUUCCUCGAUACAAUGGAGAGCUUCGAAGUAAACAGCGAGGGAGCAGACCCUGAGUCACAAGGUGCAGCUCCUGAUAUGGACCCCAAUCAAGACAUUGACUUCGAGGACGGUCAAGACAGCGGUUUACUGCAAAGCCAUGUACCAUCCUCGCCCCCAGUCGCCGCGUCAAGUUUGAAACGAACCGCUGGUCAGCCUCCCUUCGCCUCACCGGAGCGCUUUAAGAAAAGACGCUACAGAAAGGGCAUGGAAAUACCAUCUACACCCGAAGCCGAAGAAACCUCCAAGCUACAGCGUGCCCAAGAAACAUCUCCUGGUGCGCAAAGAACCUCUCAGUGGCUAGGCUAUAUUGGUGAAAGCGAUGCUUCGCAGCACCUUCCACCCCUUCCCCCAAUGCAAGAAGAAUCACAAGACCUUGGCACACGGCCAGCAUUAAGGCAGGAUACUCGACACCAAUCUGUGGAUGCUCCACUGCCAGACCAUCUGGGCUUGGAUACUACACCAAUACCAUUGCAUCUAAGUAACCGUCGCCAGCAAAUACCUUCUCAUGAGAGACAGCGAGAAUCACAUGCCGAGCCGACAAGACGACGUCAUGACAGCAGCUUUACAGAACAAAGUGCUCCCAGACGAGCUGUUUCUUCUGCGAAACCGAACCCAAAACCAAGCACCCGAACAGUUCGACGGUCUCUUCCGGCCUCCUUCAACUCUUCCCGAGCGGUUACUCCCAGAACCAACCAGCCUCGGAGUUCAGAGAAGUCUAAUUCUCGAGAGAUCCAGAAAUGGAUCACACACUAUGAAUCAAUGGGUUACCCUCGCCAAUUUGUCGUGGAGGCCCUGAAACGCACAACCCUUACACCUGGAAAUACGGCCCUUCUAGUCAUGAAGCAUCUUAGUGAAGGGCGCGAUGUGCCUUCCCACCACGAGGGUAUCUGGACAGACCGUGACGAUGCGGACUUGGACUUUGCUUCGAGCGUGGACUUUCAUCGUUCUCCAGCUGACGACAGCGAAGAACUCCAACAGGAGCGCGCUCAGAGAGCUCACAACCGGCUUGUCAAUAAACACGGCUUUCAGAGGUUUAACUUGAGAAAGGCUUUUCUCAAGGCCCAAUCAAAAGAAGGUGGCAACCACCUGGAGGGUUAG